Molecule: messenger RNA, 6053 nt
Organism: Xenopus laevis (African clawed frog)
Lineage: Eukaryota; Metazoa; Chordata; Amphibia; Anura; Pipidae
Gene: abtb3.L
Product: BTB (POZ) domain containing 11 L homeolog
Exons: 17
Coding region: 351-3389 (1012 amino acids)
Cellular component (GO): nucleosome
Molecular function (GO): protein heterodimerization activity; DNA binding; structural constituent of chromatin
Source: RefSeq, a predicted model, not a curated record
UAGCAUACAGCUCUGUGAUUGGUCACUCCUCCCUUUGAUUUGCAUUGCCUGCCCCUUUCCCUUCAGUCAGUUUCUGGAGCUUGCUCUUCUUGCUAUAAUGCAGUGCUGGGGCUGUGGUUUGGGAGAAGGCUUUUCGCUGCUGCUGUUGAAAAAUUGCUCAUUAGGAAAGACUGGACUUUCUCUGCGUUUGGCUUUUUGUGCAGGACUUGUUCUUUCCCUUUUAUUUUUUUGUUUUGCUGUGAAGCAAGCAAGCAACUAGCCGUCAGUGUGUGCAAAGACUAAGUGAAAAGAACUGCAGUCUAGCUCCCUUUCCUCCCCUGUAGUUUUACUGUGCAUUAUGAAGUGCAGCUAUGGCAAGAAGAGGUAAGAGAGCCGUGAGGACACUGGAAGAUUUAACCCUGGAUUCUGGGUAUGGUGGUGCUGCGGAUUCCAUCAGGUCCUCAAAUUUGUCCCUGUGUUCUGAUUCUCACCCGGUAGCUUAUGCCCAUGGAGGAAACGUUUGGCAUCUAACUGACUCCAUGCACAGUAGACACAACAGCUUUGACACGGUCAACACUGUCCUGGCUGAAGACUCUGAGGUCCUGGACUGCUCGGGACAGUGCUCCAGGCUGCCUGACCUUGAGGAAGUCCCCUGGAGCAUUGAAGAGCUGGAAGCUCUUUUGAAGAAAGAGCAGAUGGUGGUGGGAACUAGUAGAGAUGUCCUCUCCAAACUGUCUGCCCUGUUCAGCAGGGCUCUGGUCAGGAUUGCCAAAGAGGCUCAAAGGCUGAGCCUUCGCUUUGCCAAAUGUACCAAGUACGAGAUCCAAAGUGCCAUGGAGAUAGUGUUGGCAUGGUCUCUAUCGUCAAGCUGUACCGCUUCAGCCCUCAGCGCCCUGUCUCUUUACAACAUGAGCACUGGGGAUAGGCUCAGCAGGGGCAAGUCAGUGCGCUGUGGCCUCACCUUCUCUGUCGGGAAGUUCUAUAGGUGGAUGGUGGACAGCAGGGUGGCCUUGAGGAUCCAUGAGCACGCGGCCAUCUAUGUGACGGCCUGCAUGGAGACCCUAUUCAAGGAGAUUUACAAGAGGGUCCUGGCAUUGCCUCGUCCGGAGAAAGAAAACGAGGUACCAAACUUUACCGCAGAGUCCAUGGAGCAAGCAAUUAACAACGAUUCAGAGUUGUGGGGACUGCUUCAGCCCUUCCAGCACCUUAUCUGUGGUAAAAAUGCAAGUGGAGUCCUCGGCCUUCCAGACACUUUGAACCUUCAUAGAGAACAGCAAAGGUCCAAUAAACCAGGUGAUGUACAGAUGUUUAGCCAAUCAGAACUGAGGACUAUAGAGCAGUCAUUGCUUGCCACACGGGUGGGCAGUAUUGCUGAGCUCAGUGAUCUGGUAUCCCGUGCAAUGCAUCACCUUCAGCCUCUCAAUUCAAAGCAGCACAGCAAUGGGACCCCAAUGCAUCAUAAGCAAGGACCUCUCUACUGGGAACCCGAGGCCCUGUAUACGUUGUGUUAUUUCAUGCACUGCCCCCAUAUGGAAUUUGAGAAUCCAAACGUGGAGCCUUCCAAAGUCACUCUUCAAACUGAAAGGCCAUUCUUAAUGCUUCCACCUCUGAUGGAAUGGAUCCGAGUGGCAGUGGCUCACGCUGGGUACCGACGAAGCUUUUCCGUGGACAGCGAUGAUGUCAGACAAGCUGCUCGCCUUCUGCUUCCUGGUGUUGACUGUGAACCCCGACAGCUAAAAGCUGACGAUUGCUUUUGUGCGUCUCGCAAAUUGGACGCGGUUGCCACAGAAGCAAAGUUUAAACAAGAUCUCGGCUUUCGUAUGCUGAACUGUGGCAGAACAGAUUUAGUGAAACAGGCCGUUUCUUUGCUGGGUCCAGACGGAAUUAACAGCAUGAGCGAACAAGGAAUGACCCCUCUCAUGUAUGCCUGUGUCAGAGGAGACGAGGCCAUGGUUCAGAUGCUACUGGAUGCUGGCGCCGAGCUGAAUGUGGAAGUCCCCAUCACUGCCCAUAAAUGUCCUUCUGUCCAUCCAGAGACUCGACACUGGACAGCACUCACAUUUGCCGUUCUCCAGGGCCACAUUCCAGUUGUGCAGCUGCUUUUAGAUGCAGGAGCAAACGUAGAAGGCUCGUUAGAAGCUGGAGAAGAAAACUACUCUGAAACACCAUUACAAUUGGCAGCAGCUGCAGGAAACUUUGAGCUGGCCAGCAUACUGCUAGAACGUGGUGCAGAUCCCAUGAUAGGAACAAUGUACAGGAAUGGGAUUUCUACUGCACCUCAAGGAGACAUGAACUCUUUUAGCCAGGCUGCUGCACAUGGACACAGGAAUGUAUUUCGAAAGCUGCUUUCCCAACCUGAGAAAGAAAAGAGUGACAUUCUAUCACUGGAAGAGAUUCUCGCCGAAGGAAGUGACCUGCCAGACACCACGCAAACUCCAUUUUGCACAAGUCGUAACAGUAAAGCCAAGCUCAAGGCGCUGAAAGAAGCAAUGUACCACAGUGCUGAGCAUGGAUAUGUGGAUAUAACUAUUGAUAUUAGAAGUUUAGGUGUCCCAUGGACGCUUCACACCUGGUUGGAAUCUCUGCGGAUUUCCUUCCAGCAGCACCGACGGCCUCUGAUCCAAUGCAUGUUGAAAGAAUUCAAAUCUAUACAAGAGGAAGAAUAUACAGAGGAACUAAUUACCCAAGGGCUGCCAUUAAUGUUUGAAAUCCUGAAAGCCAGCAAGAAUGAGGUCAUCAGUCAGCAGCUGGCUGUCAUUUUCAGUCAAUGUUAUGGACCAUACCCUAUUCCAAAACUGACGGAAAUCAAACGCAAGCAGACUUCUAGACUGGAUCCCCAGUUUCUCAACAACAAAGAAAUGUCUGAUAUAACAUUCAUCGUGGAAGGAAGGCCUUUUUAUGCCCAUAAAGUGUUGCUGUUCACAGCCUCUCCAAGGUUUAAAGCACUUCUAACAAAUAAAUCGUCAGCAGAAAACAGUUGCAUUGAAAUCAACUAUGUGAAAUAUCACAUAUUUCAGUUGGUCAUGCAGUACUUAUACUGUGGAGGUACGGAGUCACUUCUAAUUAAGAAUAAUGAAAUCAUGGAGCUUUUGUCGGCUGCCAAAUUUUUCCAACUGGAAGCUUUGCAACGUCACUGUGAGAUCAUUUGCGCAAAAAGUAUUAAUACCGAAAACUGUGUGGAUAUUUACAAUCAUGCAAAGUUUCUUGGCACACCUGAAUUAUCAUCCUAUUGUGAAGGAUACUUUUUGAAGAACAUGAUGCUCCUCAUUGAAAAUGAUGCCUUUAAACAGCUAUUGUAUGACAAGAAUGGAGAAACAACGGGUCAGGAUGUUCUAGGAGACUUACAGAGGACGUUAGCAACAAGGAUACAAUCAAUACACCUAUCUUCUUCCAAAGGGUCUAUAGUAUAGAGAUGAGAUCUGCUAUAGAGGACUAUGUAUAGUGUUUACUCAAGAAGGCUCUCAUGAAGACUACAAUGCUUUCACUUGAUGGGGUCCCCCUUUCUUUCUGCUGGCUCAAGACAGGGACGUUUGUCCUCACCAAUAGGAGAAUAACCUUGCCAAAAACAGGUUAAUCUGUUUUUUUUAGGACACCUACUCCGUGGAAGACUCUGAAGAAGAAAAAAGAUGGAAUGAAGUUACCUAGAAGAAAGAAAAUUUACUUUAGAAAAAAAGAAAUAUAUCUGUAUAAAAAAUGUACCUUGAUGUAAAUUUAGAUGCCCUAUUUAAAUAGAUAUUUUAAAUUCCUCAAUAGUAUGCACCUCCUUCUCUGUGCAAAAAUAUAUAGCAGAUGCAGGUCCUGAACUGUUAAAAUAGGAGCAGUCCAAUGACAAGGAUCACCUACAAAUUUUUAACGGUGAAACUUUUUUCAAGUUUUCAUAAAAAAACAAAAUCAGGGGUGAUGUACGUAAAAAAAAAUCCAAAAAGUUGUAUUUAAUAUACACACACCCACAUACAUACAUACAGCUUUUUACUUCUUUUUUUUCCGACUGAUAUUUACGUGGAUCUCGACCACUGCUAUUGUCUUCUCCGUUUAGGUUCUAUAGUUCCCAAAUGGGCAAAAUUUGGGGAAAAACGGUUUACUUUCAAUAUUAACUCUUUAGGGAAAAAAACAUUUAGAAAUCGGCAUGCCGGUAGUUUCUUUGGACAAAUGAAGCAAACAUGCCUUUGCAUGGAUUUUUCAUUGUGCUUUUCCUUUUUUGCCAAGAAAUAUGCAGUUACUAGCUGAAAAUCCAUUUGUGAAGUACAAAAAAAAGACAUUUCUUGCUUCACUGUGAAUAUUUUCUUCGGUUGGUCGUAGAUCUUAGUUUCCCAUGACGAUGCUGAAGCGACACCUUCCUCUGUUUGUGUAAUUUAAGAUAAUUGUUUUUCUUUUCUUGCAUUGUAAAGGAAACUCUAUUGUGUUGCUGUAUUCUUGUACCACAAAGCCAUGUGUGUCACUACAAUACAAAUAUACAGUACAUACUCUUGCUUUGUUGGUACUCUAGAAUACACCAAGGUCACCAAACUAGGUUUACACAUGUAUGUUUUAUUGUAUGUGUCAGAUCUCAUUGAUGUGUUAUCAGUAACACAGCAUUGCAUAGUGCCACGUUUACCCCCCACCCCGGACUCCAUAGCUUAGCAAUCGAUUUGCAUGUUCAGACUGACGUGAAAGUUUGUGAGACUUUGGCCAAUGACAUUAGAAUUACAUCUUCAAGGGCAAAAAUAAUAAGAAAAAAACAGUGCCAUCUUUCUUGUAUACCAGAAUGCCAUGUUUUCAUGUGGCUUCGGUGACUGGUAGAUGUUACCAUCUCAUUUAACAAUGCUGUCAUUUUGUGUACAUUGUUUGAAUAUAAAUGUCUGGUGCUGUUUGAUGUUUAUGGCUUAGGGAAUCUCAAGUUACACAGGUAUUAGGGUAUCUAAAAACAUCAUAUAAAGCUGUUUUAUAGCUUUGAACAGUCAAUCCUUUUAUGUGCCUGCCUGGUCAAGUAUGUCAACCACAUGUCAAAUAGAUCACAAUAAACUGCCUCGCAAACAUGCUUUUUACAAUUAAGAGAUGGCGGCAUGACAACUUACCAAUGAAUUAUAAAUGGCUUGUCAACGGUUGUCAAUCUUUGGUUACACUCUGUAUAUAAUGUAUGAUGCUGAAAUGACAUGAUUUUAGUUGUUUAAAUUAAAACCUUGUGUAUUUAAAUUUCAAAACCAAAAGGCAGAUGUAGCCGUAGAUAUCCCAGCAGAUGUGUUGAUCACACCCAGCAAUGGAGCUUAAUGGAGAUGACAGCACCUGGGAUAGCCUGUUGUAUUAUGUUAGGAUAACCUUGACAUCUGCACAUGUCCUGUGACAUGUUUGCUACCAAUAAACUGUGUUGCUAGAGUUGUGUUGGUUGAAAUGGUGUCAAAUCUGGCUGUAAUUUUGAAUUCUGCCAUUUCCAUCAAUACUCCUUAUAAAGCUCUGUAACUUGGCUUGGGCGCCAGCCGUCCAUUCACUAAACCCACCUGUUUGCAAAUCGCACCCCUGACCUGGGGAAUCUUUUAAACAUUGUUGCUUCUGAGACAACAAUGGCUAUAUUCACUGCAAUCUGAUCCAGCACUUCUUGAUUGUAAUGGAACUUAAUGUGCACCUUAAACAGUUACCACUAUGAAUCAACACAGUCUUAGAUACUGGUUACUAGAGGGCAAUGUUUACAUUUCUGCAAAAAGCAGAUACAAGAGACAAUUGUAAAAAAACAAACAAAUGGCUGCCCCCUCGUUCUACAGUUGAACAAGAUCACUUCGGUUUUUUUACAUUAUCAGUACAGAAAACAUUUUUUUUCAGAGAUAAUCUAUGACAUGUGAUGCUAAAAGACAAGUGAGCUUUUGUCAGACCUAUUGGUGAUAGAUUCUCUUUAAUGAUGUCAUUAAAAAUGAUUCUUCACGUGUUGAUGGACAAAAGUUGUACUUAGUAGGUGGCUGUUUAAGAUGUUAUUGCAUAUGUGGAUUAGAUAAUGCUGCAAUUAAAUACAUUACAGGCACCUUCAGGAAGAAACUGUCAUAUUAGCAUGGGCUCAGAUAAUUAACCAACAUAUUGUAUUUAAUAAAAAAAUAUAUUGACAAAUA